Messenger RNA from Echinococcus granulosus, 948 nucleotides. RefSeq lists its product as hypothetical. The coding region runs from base 1 to 948 and encodes 315 amino acids. The transcript is spliced from 8 exons. Lineage: Eukaryota; Metazoa; Platyhelminthes; Cestoda; Cyclophyllidea; Taeniidae. The record is from RefSeq and is a predicted model, not a curated record.
AUGGCAAAUGCACAUAUUAAUAUAUUUUUUGUUUUAUGCAAAGUUCGUUAUUCUGCACAGAGGAAAUUACGGGAGUCUGGAAAGGUUAUCAUGACAUUUGUGGAAAUCAAAUUGUACGAUUUAUAUAGGGCCGGUGAAAUCGGAAUAGGAUUUGAUAGGUAUAGCAGUUCACCUGUAGCGUUAAGCGUCUGGCCUAAAACAGGAAGAAGUCAUAACAAUGGAUUUAACUCAAAUUACCUUAAUGCAUUGCUAAUUGCACCCUUAUUUAAUAGCGGCUACAUACCAAAGUUAAAAGCGUUGGACCGUUUCUCAAUUUUACAGCAGAUAGUAAAGAAGGACAUGAACAAGGGGAAAACAAAUUGUGCUAGAAUGUUUUUUACACUAUUGAGAGGACUUUUAAAAUUCACAACCCUUUUUCUUGUCACUCUUACUUCCUUCGUGUGUAAGAACCUUCCAUUGGGAACUGCAUUAGUUCACACUUGCUCAGAUAUAAAGGAAAUAUUAAUUAUCUCUUGUCUAACUGGUUUAGGACUUAUACAAACAGUUGAACUGACAUGUCUGUUUGAAUGGCCUAAUAAACGGCUUCUUUUAAUUAAAAAAACCUAUUUAAUUCUUAGACUUACUCAUUUUGCCUUGUUUGGAUCAAAAUUUUAUGCCGUUGGCCAUAAAGCAGUAAUUGUUGGCACCGGUAUUGCAGUACGUACAAAAGGCAUCUGCCGGUGUAUGCAUUUUGCUAACAGUUUAAAAGAAGCCUACCUCAGAGUAUUUAAACCACCUGGAACUUUAAAAGGUUUUAUAUCUGUAUUUACCUUAGGUGCUGAAAAACGUCAUUUAAAUCAAACUAUACGGAUAACAAAAUAUUAUAGCUGCACGUACAACUUCCCUAUGGGAAAUCUACAUUUUGAAUUUAUUCAUAUUUUGUUACCAUUUGUUGUUAAUACAUUUUGA